Histoplasma mississippiense is the source of this 531-nucleotide messenger RNA. RefSeq lists its product with no specific name. Lineage: Eukaryota; Fungi; Ascomycota; Eurotiomycetes; Onygenales; Ajellomycetaceae. The coding region runs from base 1 to 531 and encodes 176 amino acids. The transcript has a single exon. The record is from RefSeq and is a predicted model, not a curated record.
AUGCGCUCUAAGCACUGGGCGGAGGGAAUUGAAUGGGGAAUGUAUUUUGAAUUAUGGGGAUAUGCAAUUGCCGAUGAUAUUGUCGUUGGAGGAGUUUUUUUGCUGGCAAUGCUGACUGUACUGCUGCCGCUUGCCAUGUUUCUUUACCAUGUGUACCUGAUCUGGAGCGGUAUGACCACCAACGAAAGCGCAAAGUGGGGUGAUUGGCGAGAUGAUAUUGCGGAUGGACUUGUAUUCAAGGCAAGGAAAAGCGAAAUAUACCCCCAAAAACACCCAGAUGCCCACAUCGUCGAACCUUACGUUCCGUGGCCAAUUCAGGUUGACCAAACCCUGAUAUUCACGGAUGAUGGAAAUCCCCCAAGGGUCGGGUUUUCUCUAGCUAGGGAAUGCAGCUCGAUAGUGCAGCCCGGGGACCUGGACGCGAUCGCCGAUAUAAGAUGGAUGAGAUUACAGAGCCUAAAGGAUGUGGUGAAUAUUUACGAUCGCGGGUUUUGGGCGAAUUUGAGAGACGCCCUGCACCUCCGUCGAUGA